Messenger RNA from Linum tenue, 7922 nucleotides. Lineage: Eukaryota; Viridiplantae; Streptophyta; Magnoliopsida; Malpighiales; Linaceae. The record is from the annotation of a GenBank genome assembly.
CACCCUACAGUUCUCUUUCAUAUUUCCUACACCUCCAGAUUCUCUCCCGGCAUCCUACUUCUUCUUAACCCACUCACUAGUCACUUCUCAACUCUCCCGGCCAACAGGCCAGAGAUAAAGCUAGUUACAAUAAAAAUACAAGUCAAAGAUCCAAACUCAUGAUUUAUUCAAACCUUGGCAAAAGUUGUGAUUGUCGAUAAAAAGUUAUUCAGAUGAGUCAUUGAGUACUCUCGUCUUUGCUCCAUCUCUUUGGCACUGUGAAGUAGCUCUUCAAUGGCGAAGAACUAUGCGAGGGAGAACAUACCACUCUCCCACUUCGGUGUGUUAGUGGCGCAGUUGGAAUCGCUGGUCGCUUCCGCAUCGCAGAAAAUCCCCGAGCCUCUCCUCUGCUUCGAUCUGCUCUCCGAUCUCAUUUCCGCCAUAGAUGAGGAGCCCAAGGAUUCGAUCCUUCUAUGGCAAAGAAAAUGCGAGGAUGCAUUAUACGCAUUACUUGCUCUGGGGGCAAGACGACCUGUUCGGCAUUUGGCGUCAGUAGCCAUGGCAAAUAUAAUAUCUAAAGGAGAUAGUAUCUCGAUAUACUCAAGAGCAAGUAGUCUCCAAGGGUUUCUUGUUGAUGGAAAGAAGAAUGAACCUCUGAAAGUUGCUGGGGCUGCACAAUGCUUGGGAGAACUAUAUCGGCGUUUUGGAAGAAAAAUUACUUCAGGCGUGCUUGAAACAACAUCAAUUGCGACCAAACUGAUGAAGUAUAGUGAGGAGUUCGUGAGACAAGAGGCUCUCCUUAUGCUUCAAAAAGCUUUGGAAGGAUCAGGUGGUAGCGCAAUGGCUUCAGCAUAUACUGAAGCAUACCGUGUUAUCACACGCUUUGGCAUUACAGAUAAGUCAUUUAUAGUCAGAGUUGCUGCGGCUCGCUGUCUGAAGGCGUUUGCGAGCAUUGGAGGUCCUGGUUUAGGAGCUGGAGAACUUGAGAGUUCCGCAUCUUAUUGUGUUAAGGCUCUUGAGGAUCCUGUAUCGUCUGUCAGGGAUGCGUUUGCUGAUGCUUUGGGUUCCCUGCUUGCUCUUGGAAUGAAUCCUCAAGCACAGGUUCAACCCAAGGGUAAAGGUCCUUCCCCCCCUGCAAAAAAGCUAGAAGGAUGUCUGCAAAGGCAUUUGGCUGUGCCCUUCACGAAAGCUGGUGGAGCUCGUUUGAAGGAUGUGCGGAUUGGUGUCACUUUAUCCUGGGUAUCCUUUUUGCAGGUGAUACGUCUGAAGUAUUUGUAUCCGGAUAGCGAUCUCCAAAAAUAUGGGCUGAGGGUUAUGGAAAUGCUUCGCAAUGCUAGUUCAGUUGAUGCCCAUGCGUUGGCAUGUGUGCUCUAUGUCCUGCGAAUUGGGGUGACUGAUCAGAUGACAGAACCAACUCAGAGGGGGUUCUUGGUUUUCCUAGGAAAACAGCUCAGGUCUUCUGGUGCCAGUCCUUCGAUGAAAAUUGCCGCUUUGCGUACCAUGUCGUACACUUUGAAAACGUUGGGUGAGGUACCCAUUGAGUUUAAAGAAGUUUUUGAUGAUGCACUUGUCGCUGCAGUAUCUCACCCUUUGCAACUUGUGCGAGUUGAGGCUGCUUUGACAUUGCGUGUGUUGGCUGAGGUUGAUCCUACAUGUGUGGGUGGUUUGGUUUCUUAUGGGGUGACCACACUAAGUGCCUUGAGGGAAAGUGUUUUAUUUGGAAAGGGAGCCACUGUGAAAGUUGAGCUUGAUUCUUUGCAUGGACAAGCUACUGUUUUGGCGGCUCUAGUUGCUGUAUCACCAAAGUUACCUCUCGGUUAUCCGGCAAGAUUGUCCAAGUCAGUGUUUGAAGUGUCCAAAAGAAUGCUGACCGGAUCUAGUCGGAAUCCUACUGCUGCGACUGCUGUGAAUGAGGCUGGUUGGUUGCUUCUGUCAUCACUUUUGUCUUCCAUGCCAAAGGAGGAACUUGAAGAUCAGGUAUUUGAUAUUCUUUCUCUAUGGGCUACUCUCUUUAGCAAAAGUCCUGAGCAUGAAACAAAGCAGGGAGGAGAUUUGACAUCUAGGAUCUGUGUGUGGUCUGCUGCUGUUGAUGCGCUUGCAGCAUUUGUAAGAUGUUUCAUAACUUCCAGUAGCGUUGACAAUAGUAUUAUGCUGCAGCCAGUUUUGGUUUACCUUAGUAGUGCUCUGUCUUACAUAUCGGUGCUACAAAGAAAAGACCCAUCAAAGAUUAAACCAGCAGUGGACGUAUUCAUUAUCAGAACUUUAAUGGCUUAUCAAUCCCUUCCUGACCCAAUGACAUAUAAGAGGGACCAUCCUCAGAUUAUGCAACUGUGUACCAUUCCAUUUAGAGAGGCAUCUAGAUGCCAGGAAAACUCCUGCUUAAGGUUGCUAUUGGACAAGAGGGAUGCGUGGCUGGGACCUUGGAUUCCUGCAAGGGAUUGGUUGGAGGAUGAAUUACGUGCUUUUCAAGGCGGCCAAGAUGGCCUUGUUCCUUGUGUAUGGGAAAGUGAACUUUCCAGUUUUCCUCAGCCUGAAACAAUAAACAAGAUGUUGGUCAACCAGAUGCUACUCUGCUUUGGGCUCAUAUUUGCCACUCAGGAUACUAAUGGGAUGGUAUCAUUUCUUCAAAUGAUCGAGCAGUGUCUAAAAGCAGGGAAAAAGCAGAUAUGGCAUUCAGCCAGUUUGAGCAAUAUAUGUGUGGGGCUUCUUUCUGGACUGAAGGGUUUGAUUGCUUUACGUCCUCGACCGUUGGCACUUGGGAUCUUAAGUCUAGCGCAUGGCAUUUUUCAGAGUAUUCUGGCAGAAGGGGACAUCUGUGCAUCCCAGCGCAGAGCAUCAGCAGAGGGUCUUGGUCUUUUAGCUCGCCUUGGAAACGACAUUUUCACUGCCAAAAUGACUAGGUCACUUCUUAGCGAACUGGCAGUGGCUACAGAUUCAAACUAUGCUGGAUCAAUGGCUUUCGCUCUUGGCUGUAUCCAUCGCAGUGCAGGAGGGAUGGCAUUGUCUACUUUAGUGCCACCAACAGUGAACUCAUUGUCAACAUUAGCGAAAAGUCCUAUCACUGGAUUGCAGAUUUGGUCUCUACACGGACUUCUUUUGACCAUUGAGGAUGCAGGAUUCUCAUAUGUAUCUCAUGUCCAGGCUACACUUGGCCUUGCUACGGAUAUUCUCUUAUCUGAAGAAAAUGGAUUGGUUGACCUUCAACAGGGAGUUGCUCGCCUUAUCAAUGCGAUUGUUGCUGUUCUUGGUCCCGAGCUUGCCCCUGGCAGCAUUUUCUUUUCACGCUGCAAGUCUGUCAUUGCAGAGAUAAGCUCCUGGCACGAGACGGCAACGCUACUUGAGAGUGUCAGGUUCACUCAACAACUUGUUCUGUUUGCCCCACGAGCUGUUUCUGUGCACUCCCAUGUGCAAACUCUUCUAUCGACUCUGUCCUCAAGACAGCCCACCUUAAGGCAUGUUGCUGUUUCAACCCUAAGACAUCUCAUUGAGAAGGACCCAGUUUCAAUUAUUGAUGAGCAGAUAGAAGAUAAGUUAUUUCACAUGCUGGAUGAGGAAACUGAUUCUGAGAUUGGGAAUCUGGUACGUGCCACUAUAAUGCGGUUGCUCCAUUCCUCCUGUCCUUCAAAACCAUCUCACUGGAUUUCAGUAUGUCGUAAGAUGGUUCUUUCUACUUCAGCAAUGAGGGAUACAGAAAGCAAUCACGUGGGAAGUAAUUCGCUCAGUGGUCCAGACAACGAUUCAAAGCUGAAUUAUGGAGAGGAUGACGAAGAUAUGGUAUCUAACUCAAAAGGGACACCAGAUCCUGGUUAUGAAUCGGAAACCUCGGCUGUAAAUCACAACAGAGUCAAGCAGCUCAGAUAUCGGACCAGAGUCUUCGCGGCUGAAUGCCUGAUUCGUCUACCUGAUGCCGUGGGAAAGAACACUGCUCAUUUUGACCUCUCCUUGGCAAGGAGACAAAAUAAUGAGCAGUGCAACGUGGAUUGGCUUGUGCUCCAUCUUCAAGAACUAAUUUCACUCGCUUAUCAGAUAAGCACUAUCCAGUUUGAGAACAUGCGUCCAAUUGGUGUGAGAUUGUUAAGUACUAUUGUGGACAAGUUUGAAGCUGUGUCCGACCCGGAACUUCCAGGUCACCUUCUGAUGGAACAGUACCAGGCACAAUUAGUAUCAGCUGUUCGUACUGCACUAGACAUAUCCUCAGGCCCUAUACUUCUGGAGGCAGGGCUGCAAUUGGCAACUAAGAUAAUGACCAGUGGGAUACUGGGAGGUGAUCAAGUUGCAGUUAAGAGGAUAUUUUUAUUGAUUUCUCGACCUCUGGAUGAAUUCAAGGACAUAUACUAUCCUUCAUUUGCAGAAUGGGUCUCAUGCAAGAUCAAGAUACGACUUCUGGCCGCUCAUGCCUCCCUCAAAUGUUAUGCUUAUGCUUUUUUGAGGAGGCAUCAAAGUGAAGUCCCAGACGAGUAUUUAGCACUACUGCCAUUGUUUUCAAAGAAUUCCAGUAUUUUGGGAAAGUACUGGAUCCAUAUUAUGAAGGAUUACAGCUACAUUUGCUUACAAUUGAAGCUUAAGAAACAGUGGAAUCUUCUUGAUGAAAUUCAGUCACCCCUAGCUUUGGCAAAAUUGCAGCCAAUUCUGGAAGAAGUCUGGCCAAUAAUUUUACAAGCGCUUGCACUUGAUGCAGUUCCUGUAAACUUUAAUACCAAUUGUGCAUCGGAUGCUGAAAAUGUGCCAAACAACAGUUUGAUAUCAGGAUAUAGCAUGGUUCAACUGGAUAUGGAAGACUAUCAUUUUGUCUGGGGGUUCGCUUUACUUGUUUUAUUCCAGCGACAUCAUGUUGCCCAAUGUAGAAGAAUAAUACCAGUGACUUCUGCAAAAGUUACGCAUGGUGCUGAUUUGCCUGUUGAUGAAAAAAAUUUGACAACCUUAAAGCUGCAUGAAGUUGUUCUUCCGGUGUUCCAGUUUCUUUCUUCACAAAGAUUUUUCGCUGCUGGGUUCCUUACUGUGGAUGUUUGCCGGGAACUCCUGCAGGUUUUUUCGUAUUCCAUUUAUAUGGACAGUUCUUGGAGCAGUCUUGCGUUAUCAGUUCUUUCACAGAUUGUGCUGAACUGUCCUACAGAGUUUUUUGAAGAACAGAGUUUUGGUAAUCUAGUCAUGGAACUUAUUUUCGCAUACAUCUUCAAUAUUUUACGAAGUUCCGAAAUUUCUCCAGAGCAUUCAAAUUGGGAGGAAUUAACAUCUCCAAUAUUCACUACAGCUAAAACUGUUGUUAGGCGACUUAGCACGAAGAACCAACUGAAGUCGAUAGUGUUGCCGUUUACAUUAGUCAGCUGUAAAUGUGUUAGAGAAGUUGCAACUGAGUUGUCUUUUUCAACAAUUAAUGACUUUUCUAAGUGUACCAGUCCCUUGCUGAAGGCCCUUGUCAAAGGGCCUGAAAUCAGGUGAAGAAUGUGAAGUAAACGUCCAGAGUCGCAUGAAUGAAUAUAUGUAUCACUGGCAGUUGGGGUGCUUAGGCUUGAUAUGUUGGAAAACGGCACGUCGCCAUUCAUCAGCGUUGAGGUUGAAAUAUUCCUGUGCCAUUACUGUGCUCUUAUUCUAAAGCUAAAUGCCAUAUGCUAUGAGCAAAGACAGAUUUAUUUGAUUAUAGAACCUAAGUAAUUAGGAUAUCCUAACUUGCUUAAGUAGAUAGUUUAUUUGAUAUUUUCUGCCCAGUGAUUUUUUGCUCUUCAUCCUACCUUCAUUAUGUGAAUCGUUGCCGUAGCUUCAUGCAAGGGCGGCGGACUAAAGUAUACAUGUUAUAUGGCUUUUGGAUUUGAGAGAUGCAUUUGAACAAAAAUGAAGGACAAACAAAAUAUUAAUUAGAAUAACCGAACUUGGAAUAGCUCUUGAGCUACUGCACUUGAUGUUGUCAUUACUGACCAUUGCCGUGCUUUGAGCAGUAUUCUCCGAGCUUUUACCUCGUGGAAAGCGCUGUCCAUCCUCUUUUUUACUUGAGUCUUUGUAGUACUUUUAAGUCUAGCCUCAGCCAUUUCAGAGGAAAAGGGUACUUCACUAAUUUAUGUGCAUGAUGUGCACUCAGAUUAUUCAGCCAAAUUUUCAGUGAGUUUCACAAGUGAGGCAUUAUAGAACUGGCUUUAAGUUUUAUAUGCUAAUGUAUGUUAUAAUAACAGAUUCUUUGAAACAAGGUGAUGACCAUCUGAGAGCUCUCCUUGCAACUUCUCAGCAUGCUAUCACUGUCUUGGCCAAAGAUUGUAUAAUGGGCAUGCAUCAUCUGAAGGAGAGCAGCUCUGACUUACGCAAGCUACUGCAAUUGAAGUUAUCUUUUUCUGUUGAACAAACUGUGUCGAUUGCCAAGCUAGCCCACGAAUCUUGCCUUGGUGAAGAAAUUGCAGAGAAAGGUUCCAUCUGUUUCUUGGUGUUCAGUCGUUGUAUAGACUCUCUCCAUGUGGUGCUCAAUGAUGCAGAUCUGCAGGUGCAAGUAAUUGGACUACAAGUGCUAAAAAGCAUGCUACAGAAAAGCACUAAUGAAGAUGACAGAGCAUUCCUCAUGCUUCUUAGUGGAGAAGUUAUCUUGGAUGUUUUCACAAUAAUACAGUCAAUGUUGAAGAAACCUGUAAGUAAAGAAGCAGUAGCUGUUCUCCCAGAGUGCUUGAGGUUCCUGGUGCUUCUGCAAACACUCUCAACAUCCAGUGAAAGUCAAAGAAGCUUUAUGAUUUUGUUUCUGAGAGCUAUCAUUAUGAUCUUCUUGUCAUCCGAGAAUGAUUAUUCCCAGGAAUGUGAUGAUGUGAAAGCCACAGCUAUAAGGCUUGUGUCCCAAGUUGUUCAAAUUCCUUCAUCUGCUGCUCACUUCAGGAACGUUUUAGUGUCAAUGCCUGUUGCACAUAGGCAGCAACUUCAGGGAAUUAUUCGUGCAUCAGUAGCACAGGAUCAGGGUGUGUCUCCGAUGAAGUCCGCAGCACCCUUGGAAAUAAAAUUACCAGUGCCAAAGGAUUCUCAGCCUUCAGUUGUGAAGAUACCCGAAGCAACAAGUACAGUUAAAGCUUCUGUGCCUGCUGAAAUUUCUAACCAAAACACUGCACUAGAGGAUGAUGAAGAAGAGGACGAUGAUGACUGGGAUACUUUCCAGUCUUUUCCUGCCUCCAAUGAGGAAGCCAUAACCUUCUCAAAAUCAGAUGACACUGAUGUAGAGGAACAUAUAAUAGCCGACUCUGAAAAUGAAGCAUCUCAAACUGAAAACGAUUGUAAAGAAACCAGCAUUCUGGUGGAUAAUGACUCGAGCAAUGCAGAACCAAGUUCUAUCAACAAUCAAGGAGUAGUGGACCUUGAAUGCCCAGGUGAUAAAAUCAAUGUAGAGGAGCAUGAAGAAGCUAAAGAAGAUGCUGUUGUAUACACAAAGGUAACCACAGAUGAGAACAAAGACAAUGGCAUUAGCCCAGAUAUUGAUGACGGCUCGAAAGUGUCAGAAACAAGAGAUCAUGAAUUGGGCAGUCGAUCUGACAGCAGAAAGCCACCUGAUGGGACUGAGGAAGUCGAGACGGCUACCUGAAAGACGAACCCUGAACAAAGAAAUGGUUCCUUUGCAUCGAGUGUAUUGCUGAUUUGAUGUAAAGUUUUUAGAUCAGGAGUUGGCUUUUACAAGGUCCAAUUUUGCAGGUGGAGUUGUCGAUGUUCUUCAUAAGCGCUGUAGGAUAGUAUACAGAAUACGAGGGGUUUUAGUGUGAAAUGCAUACGGUUUCAACUGUUAAGGACCCAGAGAAAGACGGCUGAAAUCCAAGAACGAAACGGAACUUUUAGGUCGGAUGAGUCUAUUUUAAGUCUGUAAUUGUAUUAAGUGUUUGUACUUGGCCAAUCCAAGACUGAGUGAGUACUAUUGUAUAACGAUUUUAUUGGAUCAGCUGGGCUUUGUGAUCUCAUGAUCAUGGUGAAUUUGCCAUAAUUUUAUUCAUCAA